UUCCGUUGAUUUAAACCUUGCAGACAGUCUAACUUCCUUCCUGCUUUUUGUACAUUAAACAAACGUGUAACUCCGAAGCAUAACGCUGAAGAACUGAACUGGUCAAUACCGUAAGGAUAUUGAAAUGACGCUGGAGAAGCAAAAACGCGAAGUCUAAGACUCGGACAACUAGAUCGCUUCUACUAUGCGGAAAUCGUGAAAGGGAUUCUGCUUUUCAGAGCCUGCUGAGCAGAUGUCGCUCGGGGGGGAUCUAUUCAGAAGUUCUCUGGAGUAAAGCGGUGUCUAGGUCGUACUGUAUUUUACUUGAGAUUGAGGACUGGACAGGGACGUACCUCCAGUGAUAAAAAAACAGCCGAGCCUUUCUACAAGCUUCUUUGUUUAUGGUGCUGGAUGUGCUGAAAUAAACUCUUCAAACAAACAAGCUUUCUGUGACCCUGGCUUUCUCUGACCGUCGUCGGUGAACCUCGCCCUUCUGUCUAUCGUUGCUCCCCAUUUCAAGAAGGCCGUUUGUCCCUUUCCCACUCCCCCCCCCCCAACCCCCCAAAACAAAAAUCAUGCUGGGGUUGAAGAGUCAAUGGAGCAAACAAGAUCAAGGCUAAAUGGGAACUCUUCAAGUGACCAACAGCCUGAUAUUAUGGCUGCAUAUGCCUUGAACAGCUUAAUUAUGAUGAAUGCAAAUAAUCUGAAAAGUGACAGCAGUCCUCGGACUGCAAGGCCUGUAAUGCCUGUGCCAGAUCGAAAUGCUACCUACUGCCAGGUACUGGUGAGUGGGGGCAGAUACAGCCCCGGGAGCCUGAGUCCUACGUCUCCCAGGACCUCCUUUGUGUUCCCCAGCGUUCCCAGCCCCAGCAGCCCGAGAGGCCGGUCUCCCACAAGGCCGCCUGAUACCUUGGGGGUGUCAGAGGGUGGCCGGGCGAGGAGGUUCAGCAGCCCCAGCCGGGGGAGGUUCAGUGACGAUAGCCAGCCCCCCAGCCCCGGGCCGUAUGGGGAGCUGAGUCUGAAACUGGGCUUUCCAGAGGAGAAGCAGAUCAGGCGGAUGGUGCAGAUUCCACAGAUCCACCGGGAGUUACAAAACGUUGAGGUGAACAAAAAAGUGGACCUGUUUGAGGCCCAGAUUUCGGACCUCCGCUCCAGGGCGCAGAACUCCGGGAUCCCGCGGAGUCCCCGGAAUGCCCGCAGGCCCUCCUUUGCCUCGGAGCCGAGCGAGGCUGCCAGGGAGGCCUCCCCUCAGCGACAGGACGGCCUGCCCUGUAUCCCGAAGGAGUUCCAGAAUGGAAAAGGAUGUGGCAGCUCAGACAGAGAACUGGAGAACUGCAUAAAGGAAAACAGCCUGGGUGACCCAAAUAGGGAACAGGGCAGGCAACAUGCAGACAAAUCAGCAGGAACGUGGACUAAAGCAGACAGUUCAGCCAGCAGUCAUUCCCCUAGUUCACUGGGGGUUGGCAAGAACUUGGCAGCGACAGAGCAAGCAGCAGCAACAGCAGGGUCCAGCCCUUGCUUGACGAAGGAAGGAGCCGAGCCAGCGGAAACCCAACAGCAAGCUACUGCCUCUGCUUUAGGUGAGGGGAACUGCCCUGAGGUGGGGAGCAUCCCCUCCGUCAUUGUAACAGACCACGGGAUGGAGACGCCGGAGGAAGGGGCCGACAUGCAGCCCAGCCCUCACUGUGCCAGAGCGGCGAGGAAGCUCUCCUCUUCCUCCAACUCCUCCACCGGCUUCUCGUCCUCUUGGGAGGAAUCGGAGGACGAUAUCUCCAGUGACCCCGAGCGUGCGGAGGGACAGUCCUCCGCCUUCCUCCAAGCCGAGCAACAGAGCAAUCCUAGAGCAAGCAAAUCAUGGAAGAAGAUCAAGAACAUGGUCCAUUGGUCUCCAUUUGUGAUGUCCUUCAAAAAGAAGUAUCCUUGGAUCCAACUCGCUGGACAUGCAGGUAAAGACACCUCUGUCCUCAGCCUGCAGAAUGACCUGCAUUUCUAUGUUCUGGAGGAAAGCGUUUACUGGCUUGCCUUUGUCAAGGCCUUUGAAGAUUUUGAAUACUUGCUCAUGAAGGAUGUGCUGAGGCCCUUUGUGCCGGCGUACCACGGCGACGUGGAGAAGGACGGGGAGAAGUACAACCAGAUGGACGACUUGCUGGCCGAGUUCGAGCUGCCCUGUGUCAUGGACUGCAAGAUGGGCGUCAGAACAUACCUGGAGGACGAGCUCACGAAAGCCAGGAAGAAGCCCACCCUCAGAAAGGACAUGUACCUGAAGAUGAUCGAGGUGGACCCCAGUGCCCCCACGGCUGAGGAGCAGGCCCAGCAGGCCGUCACCAAGCCGCGGUACAUGCAGUGGAGGGAGACCAUCAGCUCCACGGCCACCCUGGGCUUCCGCAUCGAGGGCAUAAAGAAGGAAGAUGGGACAGUAAAUAGAGACUUCAAGAAGACAAAAAGUAGGGAGCAAGUGAUUGAGGCCUUCCGAGACUUUGUCAAGGGAAACAAGAAUAUCCUGAAAUCCUAUCUUGAACGACUAAACAAAGUAAAGGAUGCUUUGGAACAGUCAUCAUUUUUUAAAACACACGAGGUCAUUGGAAGCUCCCUUCUCUUUGUCCAUGAUAAGCGAGAACAGGCCAAGGUGUGGAUGAUAGACUUUGGCAAGACGACUCCCCUGCCAGAGGGGCAGGUCUUGAGCCACCGAAUAGCCUGGGAGGAAGGGAAUAGGGAAGACGGAUACCUCUGGGGUCUGGACAACGUCAUAGACAUUAUCGCCGAAAUGGUGUCACGAGAUCCCCUUUAAAACUGUCCUGCCGACAUGAGAAGCUACAGCAUCCUUGAAACUCGCACUACAGGAACUUCCUUUGUUUCCAAAAAAGCUAUAUACUGUAUAGUCUGUCAAGAAACAAAAUAGGGUAGCUAUUGUAUGUAGAUUUUGUACAUAUUUAAUAUUGUUACGGUUAUUUCGGUGACACUCUUAUUUAAGAUGUUUUAUUAAUCUUCCCACCUACCCCUUGAGAAUUGGCGAGUACAAAUAUUGGAGCAGGGCUGCCCUUAAGUUGGAAGAUUUUAGUUUUUUAAUUAAAAACUAAAAAGACAUUUGCUCUCGAACUGUCCAAAAGGUCCAUUUCGGAACUGAAAACCUGAGGUAUACAGUACAUGUGUGGGAAGCAAUGUUAAAGUGAUACCUUUCUGGCACACUUCUGUUGUUAUUUUUUCAUAUUACUACCUGUUUGCUCAUGUGAAACAUGGAUCUGUGUUUAAAUUGGCAAUGUUCAAUUGAAGUUAUACUGUUUGGUUAUGGAUUCAAUCCAUAAAAUUCCAGUUAUAUUAAAAAUAACAUUUUGAGUUGCAUGAAGUACAAGUAAAGUAAUUCAGUUGAUAUUUAAUUUUAAAUGUAGUUCUCAUCUGCAUGUACAUUACACAAGUGUCUUGCCUAUUAAACCCAGUAAAUUACUCCUGCUGGAAUUCCGUGCACUAUUUCCAAUGUAGUCCCAACAUGGAGCAAAUGUGGUGUUUGAAGUUGCCCUGAAAUCAGGACUAAAACUGAUAAUAGGCAUUAAUAACACUUUCAUUCCUUUAUUAAAACAAUGAAGAGGUCUGCUUUUUGGUGAAAACAUUCAUAGGAGGAAUAUGUUUUUUUUUACAAAGUAAUGUACACAGCUUGACCAUAGAAAUAAUUCACAUACCAAGCUGUAUAUUUACUUUAAAGGAGUGUUAUUUAAAUAAAAGACAUAAUAAAAAUAAAUGGGUUAGGAAAAUUAACAAGUGCCAGGUGUUGAGUAACUGGAGAGCUAUAACCUGAAGCAUUUUGGAGCAGUAGUACUUGCUAACAUUGGUAAAUAAAGAAGGUGGAUUUACUGGCUUGUUAUUGUCCACCAUUUCUGAACUGAUUCAAAGGGAGCUCCAGGCAUCAGAUUUGACUUUGUGUGACGCUGGUUGAAAAAUUGUGUAAGCCUCCAUCAGAAACAACAUUAAAAAGAAAGGCCUGGGUUUUUACAACAGUUACAGAUGAAUUUUAAAAUGUAGUUUUAAAAUAUCUGUAUUAGUUUUUUUAAAACUAAAAUAAAAAAUAAAGGCACACAGAAUAUAAAUAAUUUUACACUCAUUCUGAACUGGGCAAUUCUUGAAAGAGCUUGUACAGUACAUUAAGUACUAUAUUUUAAAGACAUUCAAACAUUCAAACAUCUAAACAUCUGGAUAAUAAAUGUUUACCUUGUUCAGGGAACAGGGAAAAGCAUGCAACACAAACUGUAGAAACAGUUAUGAAGAACGUAUAUAUUUGCAGUAAAUAAAGGUUUGAAAACUC
This is a messenger RNA of Lepisosteus oculatus (spotted gar), 4273 nucleotides long. The record is from RefSeq and is a predicted model, not a curated record. Lineage: Eukaryota; Metazoa; Chordata; Actinopteri; Semionotiformes; Lepisosteidae.